Achroia grisella is the source of this 886-nucleotide messenger RNA. RefSeq names its product serine/threonine-protein kinase SMG1-like. NCBI's taxonomy places the organism in Eukaryota, Metazoa, Arthropoda, Insecta, Lepidoptera, Pyralidae. The transcript is spliced from 5 exons. Gene Ontology annotation, molecular function: protein binding. Gene Ontology annotation, cellular component: nucleus. The record is from RefSeq and is a predicted model, not a curated record. The coding region runs from base 1 to 435 and encodes 144 amino acids.
AUGUGCGGCAACAACCCAGCCCGCGAGUAUCUAUCCCGAGAGGCAGCGGUAUCCGCGCAGCUCACGCAGCUGGCAGCAGGGGGUCGUCCCGACCGCGCUGCCGUGCUCGCGGCCGCCACCGCCGCCGCACAUUUGAUUAACGAAAUACCGGCCAUGCACGAUGCACUACUACAGCUGCCGGCGGCGUGGGAGCGCUGGGAGGCGGAGAGCAGCAGCCGCCCGCCCGCGCGGCCGCCGCCCCCGCACAGGCAAGGCGGCGAGCGUAACGCGCAGGGCGCCGGCGUGUGGAAGAGAGUGCGGCUCAAGUUGGAGGGACGCGACCCAGACAACACGCGCCGCCUGCCGCCCACCGAACAGGUGGAGCACAUGAUAAGCGAAGCGACUAGCGCAGAGAACCUGUGCCUGAUGUACGAGGGCUGGAUGGCGUGGGUGUGAAGGACGCCAACGUGUACCCUGCACCGCCCCCGCUACUGGCAGCCUCGCCGCGCCUGCGCCCUGCGGCCCGCGCGCCAGCGAGGUACACGCGACAACACGCGACUACACGCCACAACACGCGACAACACGCGACAACACGCGACAACACGCGACCGGCGGCGUCGUCCCCGACGAGGAGGCGCCAGCGACCAUCGCAGUUCUGACGUUCCUGAUCCAAUUUCCCAUUAUUUUGUUUACGGUCGUUGCGCUCGGGUCGGCCCGUUGUCAGUAAUUUGAUGAUUACAUAUGUAUGACUUGUUCUGACGAGGUGUUUGCAAUAGUAUUUCGAGAUUUCAAUAUGUAAUUUAAUGAUGAGAAGCAAUUGUAUACCGAAAUGACGCAAAACAAGAGACGACGGGCCAAUGGUUAGUGUUAAUUAUUAUUUGUUUCUGUGUAGACGGCUUUAAGUAUA